This is a messenger RNA of Cryptotermes secundus, 6662 nucleotides long. It is a transcript of the gene Utx, whose product is annotated as histone demethylase UTY. Gene Ontology annotation, cellular component: MLL3/4 complex. The record is from RefSeq and is a predicted model, not a curated record. Gene Ontology annotation, molecular function: chromatin DNA binding; RNA polymerase II cis-regulatory region sequence-specific DNA binding; histone H3K27me2/H3K27me3 demethylase activity. Gene Ontology annotation, biological process: regulation of gene expression. NCBI's taxonomy places the organism in Eukaryota, Metazoa, Arthropoda, Insecta, Blattodea, Kalotermitidae.
CAUCGAGAAGGUGUUUAAAAUCUAACUUCCGAGUGCCCCAUGAAACUUUUGUCUGGUAAUAUAGGCGCGUGUAUAUUCUUCUCAAAUAGUUUGUGGUUAUUGAUGGUUAUUAGUGAAAGUGUUUGUUAUUUUGAGUGAAAGUGAAUUUUGAAGUAGUGUAAAUAGUGAAGUGCCAAUGAUAAAACUAUAGACAAUUGAGUCAGUGCCUUAAAAUGGCGCAGGAACAGGACGAUAUAAAUUUAACAAAUCAAGAAUUGCAGGUGCUGUCGGAACUUGACAGUCGGCAGUUCGGUUUUCUAAAACUAAACACAGCAGAACAGGCCAAGAAGAAACAGCUGGUUCUUAAGGCAGUAAAAUAUCUUGAGCAAAUGCUGGUCCAGGCUCAGAACCAGAAGGAGCGAAAUAAACGCAUGGCAUCAGAGGGAUGUGGGGGUGGUCAACCUGCAGUGGCUACAGGCAAGGAAAUCAGCAUUGAUCCUAAGACCUACUGCAAACUUGGCCACUUCCACCUUUUGCUUGAAGACUAUGCAAAAGCAAUGUCCGCGUACCAGAAGUUCUUUGGCCUUAAGUCAGACUACUGGAAGGAUGCCAACUUCUUGUAUGGUCAAGGGCUCGUCUACUUUCACUUCAAUGCGUUCCAGUGGGCAGUGAAAGCCUUUCAGCAAGUGUUGUACGUUGAUCCUGGGUUUUCCCGCGCAAAUGAAGUUCACUUGCGGCUUGGGUUGAUGUUCAAAGUGAACAAUGAUUUUGAAUCAGCAUUGAAACACUUGCAACUGUCCCUUAUUGACGCCAGCCCAAGCACCUUCUCCAAGCUAGAGAUACGUUUCCAUAUUGCUCACCUGUAUGAAGUUCAAGGAAAAUAUAAGACUGCCAAAGAGAACUACGAGCAAUUGCUGAAGGAGAAGGACCUGCCAACACACUUGAAGGCUGACAUAUGCCGUCAGUUAGGGUGGAUGUACCAUUGUGUGGAGUCACUCGGAGAGAAGAGCCAGCGUGAGAGCGUAGCAAUUCAUUGUCUGCAAAAGUCUAUUGAAGCUGAUCCUAAGUCUGGCCAGAGCCUCUAUCUGCUGGGUCGCUGCUUUGCUAGCAUUGGCAAGGUGCAUGAUGCCUUCAUUGCUUAUCGCAAUUCAGUUGAGAAGUCUGAAGGAAAUGCUGACACCUGGUGUUCAAUAGGUGUCCUCUACCAGCAGCAGAACCAGCCUAUGGAUGCACUGCAAGCCUACAUAUGUGCCGUGCAGCUUGACAAGAGUCACACCGCCGCGUGGACAAAUUUGGGUAUCCUUUAUGAGAGCUGUAACCAGCCACGUGACGCAUAUGCCUGCUACGUGAACGCAACACGUGGAGGAAGCUCAAGUCCAGGAGGGCCUGUGAGCCCCAACAAUAACAGUGUGAAUAGUAACGGAGGAGCCACACUGGUUGCAACAUCAACACCAGGUGGCCGAGUGCCUGGGGGCAUGAAUCCUAACCUGGGGCACCGAAUCAAGUUCCUACAAAGUCAUCUUGCCAAUCCACCCAUGCCUAGUAUCACCAGCAAGCGUCGGCAGUUGCCGUCAAUAGAAGAGGCAUGGAACCUUCCAAUCUCUGCUGAAAUGUCUUCACGACAGCAGCAACAGCAACAACAACAGCAGCAAAAUUCAUCCAUUGUCCAGCAAAGGACCACUGGCCCAGCUUUUCAGAAAGCAUACGCACAGGCUGGGCAGCAGCAGUUCCAUAAUGGUCUGAAUGGUCAUCAUCAAGUUUCACCACAGGGACCACCUCCACCCUACCCUGUGCAUACUGUGAAUCAAGUGACGAAGAGAUUUAAGACUGGUGGAGAGGUGAUAGAGACAAGUCCGCCUGGUGCGCGCGUGCCUCCACCUGGUACUGUCCAACAGAGACCUGCUCCACCUCCAUUUUAUAUGAACCAGCAGCAGCUGCAGAUGUUGCAGUAUUUGCAGCAGCAGAAUUCUGUUAGCCUUGCACCUCAGCAGCAGGCUCUCCUGCAACAGCUGCAGUCGCAGUACAGAGCAAUGCAGCAGCAUCAGCAGAUGAGGUUGCAGCAGCAACAGAGGGUUGGGGUAGUACAGUCGCAGCAACAGCAGCAGCCAUCUCUGACUCAGUAUGGCACCUAUCAGCAGCAACAGAGUUCUGUCAUCAAGACAUACACCAUGCCCCAGCAAACGCAAGGAACAGUAGCACCUCAGACUGGAUUUGCGGACACCAGUGUUGGAUACUCUGCCGCAGCCACUGCCAACACGCAGCAAUCACCUGGAAUGCCUUACAAGUCUGCUACAGUAGAUCACCAGUUGGCAUACCAACAACGCAGCACCACCCAGCACCAUCAGCAGCCACAGUACCAGUAUGUUGGACAGACAACUACCACUGGCUACACCCAGAUCUCAUCAACAAGCACACCUUCUUCUAGCACACCGCAGCCUCAGGAGCCUGUCUCAUACCAUCAUGCCUUCCCACCAAGCUCUCCCUCAUCAAAGGAGUUGCCUGUUAGUGAUCAGGAACUGCAAGCUCUGCUGUCACAAAAAGAUAUCGCCACAUCACUUGCCGAAGAUCUGCUCAAACAUUUUGGUUCCAGUAGUGAAGAUUUGGAUGUAAAGGAAGAGGAGGCUGUGACAGCAACACAGGGCAUUAUCAGUUCUGUGUCCAAUCAGAAUUCUACAAACACACUCAGUUCUGGUCCAUUCUCCCCAUCAAACCUUCAGGAUGCAACCAUAAAUACCACUGCUAAUAGUGUUAUUACAAUGAACUCUGCAGUAUCCACAACAGUGGAGAAUGUUCACAUAAAGCAGUCAUCGUCCCCGUCUGUAGUAAGUAGUCUGACCAGCCCAAAACCUUCAGAUCACCAGCGAAUAGGAACACCAACAUCCACCAGCCUACUGUCAUCCAGUGUUACAUCCUCAUCCCCAGUUCAUGAGAGACGCUCUGAUACACCCAAGCUUGAGACAUCAGCUGUUCAUAGGACUGCACCAAUAUUUCGGCAGGACCUGAAGAUGGAUACAUCUGUGCUUGAAGUAUGUGAGCCCCCACCAGAGAUAGAAUACAGUAUUGACAUGGAUGCCAGGGCAGUGCUGGAAUCGUGCAAGGGUCAUGGAUUGAAUGGAGUUCCCAGUAGCAGCAUUCUCUCAGAUAAAGCACCUCCACCUCAGCCUCCAGAACCACCGCAGCAGCGGUUGACACGAGAACAACUCCUUCCUCCCACUCCUUCAGUAUAUUUGGAGAAUAAAAAGGAUGCAUUUAGUCCACAGCUACAGGAGUUCUGUCUUAAGCACCCCAUAGCUGUUGUGAGAGGCCUGGCAGCUGCCCUCAAGCUUGAUUUGGGCUUAUUCUCAACAAAAACACUUGUUGAAGCAAACCCAGAUCACAGUGUGGAGGUGCGAACUCAGAUGCAGCAGACAUCAGAUGAAAAUUGGGAUCCACAGUUGGGCCGCAAAGUCUGGGCUUGUAUCAGCCACAGGUCCCAUACCACAAUUGCUAAGUAUGCACAGUAUCAGGCUUCAUCGUUCCAGGAGAGCUUGAAGGAGGAGCGUGAAAAGGCAGCUGGCAUUCAUAACAGCAAUUUAUCGGACUCGGACUCAAAGGAUUCAACUGGUAAUGUGGUUCGUCGAAAGAGUAAAGGUAGUUCGGGAGGAGUUGGAGGACUGGGUGGAACAGGAAAGCCAGGACCCAAGAUGCUCCGAUUUGGGACUAACGUCGAUCUGUCUGAUGAGCGGAAGUGGCGACCUCAGCUGCAGGAACUGAUGAAGCUUCCUUCAUUUGCCCGCGUUGUUUCAGCAUGCAACAUGCUGUCUCAUGUUGGGCACGUAAUUCUUGGCAUGAACACUGUCCAGCUUUACAUGAAGGUACCUGGGAGCAGAACACCAGGCCACCAGGAGAACAAUAACUUUUGUUCGAUCAAUAUCAAUAUUGGACCCGGAGACUGUGAGUGGUUUGCAGUGCCAGAUGCAUACUGGGGUGUAGUGUAUAGUCUGUGUGAGCGGAACAACAUUAACUAUCUGCACGGGUCAUGGUGGCCUUCAUUGGAAGAUCUUUAUGAGGAGAACAUUCCUGUGUACAGGUUCCUUCAGCGCCCUGGUGACCUUGUCUGGGUUAAUGCAGGAUGUGUCCAUUGGGUACAAGCAGUGGGGUGGUGCAACAACAUAGCUUGGAAUGUGGGUCCCCUGACGGCGCGCCAGUACCAGCUAGCAAUUGAGCGGUAUGAGUGGAACAAGCUGCAGAGUUUCAAGAGCAUAGUACCCAUGGUGCAUCUUUCCUGGAAUCUUGCUCGCAACAUUAAAGUGUCAGAUCCAAAACUCUUUGAGCUCAUCAAAAACUGCCUACUACGGACAUUGCGCCAAUGUUCACUCAUUUUGGAAUUUGUCACGGCAAAGGGCGUUGAAGUGCGUUUUCAUGGAAGAGGAAAGAACGAAGCAUCUCACUACUGUGGUCAAUGUGAGAUUGAGGUGUUCAAUAUCCUCUUCAUCCGUGAGCAGGAGAAGCGGCAUGUGGUGCACUGCAUGGAUUGUGCCCGCAAGCAGGCACCAGGUUUGGAGGGAUUUGUAUGUCUUGAGGAGUACCGGAUGGAGGAGCUGUGUGAGGUGUUUGAUCAUUUUAUUCUGCAGCCUGUGCAAAGCCCUGGCAGCAGUCAGGUGGGUAGUCUCAUCUCAUGAUGACUGGAGUCAGUAGCAGUUGACUGAUGGGGUGGGCAUAUCUGGUCUUGCCCAUAUAGUGAAGCUGUGAAACACUGGAUGUGGCAUCUAACGUAUCCAGUAACCACUCUAUGAAAGGCACCAAAAGAUGAGAUUUAGCACGAUGAACUGGUGCAUAAUAUAGAUGAUUUUAAAGGCAUUAGACAUGAAAUAUAUUGAAACCAAUCUCAGUUUGAAACUGGUGAUGACUCUGGAAGAAUUAAUAUUUAUAUAUGUGUAUAUAUAUAUUUGAUCUCAGAAUGUAUUUUAACAACAUUAGAGGAAGAAUCAGGCACAGUAACAAGACACAUUUUGAACAUAUGGCCGGGAUAGAAGUGGCAUGUAUAUCAGUUUUAAGGUUCGAGUAGUAUUUUAUCCACCUGUACAUAACAUUGAAUAAUGCAAGAAAUUAAAUAUGUAUGAAAGAGAAGAAUGUGCAAGAUGGAGGUAAUUUAUUUCAUCAGAGAAUUCUGGAUGGACAUGUAAAGAAGAUCUGUACAGAAUACAGUGGUAGACAUUUGUAAAUAUCAAGUGAUGUAAAACUAUAUAUAAAAGGGGAAAAGAAAGAACUACAGUAACAUCGAAAUAUUGAAAUCUAAGGAAAGACUUCUGAAACGGGUGAUCUCAAGGAAUAUUUUCCCCACUCUGUGACACUUGCAUGGAACUUAUUGAAGAUGAAGUGAAGGUUCAUUAGUUAUUGUAAUAUGGUUUGGAUGCUGUCAGAAUAUUGAACAAUUUAAAAUGAUAGUUUCAGGUUUGGAAAGUAAAGAUGCCAAUAUUUUUAUGUUCUGAAGGGGAAAUUUGUGAAUGGAAAUAUGAAGUAACACUGGAGUUCGGAGAUUUCCAAGGAAAAAAAUCAUAUCCGUUUUUACAUCAAAGACACAUUUUCCACGUUUCAAUUUGUUACUUGUGUUAUAUUAUUUCUGUUCUUUACUUUCUUUCUCUGGAGGAAUGUCGCUUGCCUUUUUAGUGGAUCGGAGAGAUUAUUUGAUUUCUUCCUCUAUAUUGUGUGUGCCUGGUAAAUUUUGGAUAGACUUUGGCCAUGAUGGGCCACAGGGCAUUAAAUUUCAGAAUGGUGGCACACAUUGAACUUGUUUUCCAUAUGCCAUGGCAUUUGUCUUAUUUAAGCAAAGAACUGGAGUGAUGCAAUACUUUAAAAAUGUGAUUUUUGUGAUAAAAGACUGAUGUUUCACUGCCAAAAACUUAAACAUGAUUUUUUUAAAUACAGGAAAUGAAUUGUACCGUUUCAGUUAAGUGCGCACAUGUAACACUGCAUGUGUAUUGAGUUUAUUCUCCAUAAGAACGACAUGGGAAGUGCUUUUAAGGUCAGUCUGAUGUGACAAGCAACACUGCUUGCAUAUUCAUUCUCUUGUUUCCCUUUAUUAUACCCAGUCCAUGAAUGUGAUUUGCAUGUGGCUGUCAUACUGAUGGCUUGUGUGUUUCUAAUGUCAAGGAAUGAUCAUGUAGCUGUUAUUGACAUAUAUUUAUACUUACUGGUAAUGGUUUUAUGGCUAACCAAUGUGAUUUGCAACAGGGUAGUGACAACUUUGAAGUUCGAUUCAAAGCAGAGCUUUGUAAAGAGGAAUUUUUUAUUUCCUUUGGCUGUUGAAAAUUCAGUAUGGUGAGUAUGUUCUGUAAAUGUAAGACUCACAUCAACACCAGUUUGCUUUUUUUAAUUUGAUUGUAAUUAGUAGAGCUCCAGAAAGAAAGAUAAUUUACUGGCAUUCCCAGCAGGAGCAAGAGAUUUUUCUCUACUCCACAGCAGCCAGACCAUCUCUGUUGCCUACCCAGCCUCCUGUCCAGUGGGUACCAGGGAUUCUUCCCCAAGGCUUAAGUACCCAUGGCAUGAAGCUGAAUACUCACUUCCAUCUAGUGCCAAGGUCAAUAAUGAUGGAGCUUUACAUCCAAUCUCCCAUACAUCUUCAUGGCUUGGCGCAUAAUUAGUUAAGCACAGAGGUAACCUUGCCUUCACUGCAUCAAAACAUCAUGAAAAGCUUCACUUUG